Messenger RNA from Suillus subaureus, 1438 nucleotides. RefSeq names its product carbon-nitrogen hydrolase. Lineage: Eukaryota; Fungi; Basidiomycota; Agaricomycetes; Boletales; Suillaceae. Bases 345 to 1295 code for a protein of 316 amino acids. The transcript is spliced from 6 exons. Gene Ontology annotation, molecular function: catalytic activity. The record is from RefSeq and is a predicted model, not a curated record.
UGGUUCUCGAAGCAAAUGCUGAGGGCGAGGCACCAUAUCAGCGACUACCACUGGAUACCCGACAUCUCGAUUCUAAAGUGCGGAAAUCGAAGAAGGGUGAUCAUAUUCGAGGCAGAGGUGGAUUGCGUCCAAGUCUCAAAGACUUCCCUACGGAAUGGCUUCCAAAGCGUCAAGAAAAUGUCAUAUCUUCUAUACUUCCAUCUCAAUAAUAGACUGUAUCUCUGGGCGGGGCGGCCGCUAUUAAUCGGUCCGACAUCAUGAUCACGAGUGUAUGGCGAAUCAUCCAAAAUAUGUUAUAAGCUUAUCGAUGAACAAGCCCGCAUGCUUUUCUCCUUAUCUUCCCUAUGGCGAAUACAAUUCGUGCGUCUGUGAUUCAAUCCUGCACUGUCCGUUUCAAUCUAUCAGAAACAUUGGACAAAUUUGAAAAGCUGACUAGACUGGCGAAAGAGCGUGAUGGGUCACAGCUCGUUGUAUUUCCCGAAGGCUUCAUCGGGGGCUACCCGAAAUGGUCGACCUUCUCAUGCUUUGUAGGAGAGAGAGUUUCAGAGGGCAGGGACGAGUUUGUCAAGUAUUAUAACGCGGCGGUUGAGAUUCCUUCGCCAGCGACAGAUCGUAUCGCAGAGGUGAGCAAGGCGACAGGGGUUUUUGUGGUCAUGGGGGUCAUCGAGCGUGAUGUCGGGACGCUCUACUGUACCGCUAUAUUCGUCGACCCCGUUGAAGGCCUAGUGGCAAAGCAUCGAAAACUACUACCGACAGCAUGUGAACGUUUCAUCUGGGGGCAAGGCGAUGGAAGCACGCUUCCCGUUGUAGCAAAGAAGUUCCAAUCCUCCGUCGAGCCAACGCGUACUGUCGAGACGAAGAUAUCCGCUACCAUAUGUUGGGAGAAUUUUAUGCCUUUGCUCCGAACUUAUUAUUACUCUCUCGGGACGCAGAUCUAUUGCGUACCGACUGUUGACUCGCGUGAGACUUGGGAAAGCUCCAUGCGACAUAUCGCAUUCGAAGGACGUUGUUUCGUGCUUUCUGCGUGUCAAUUCGCGACCGAGAAAGACUAUCCUCCGGACCAUCCCGUUGCAGAUGCCAGUAAUCGCAAUCCUGACAAUGUCAUGAUUAACGGUGGCAGCUUGAUAGUCAGUCCUCUGGGGAAAGUACUCGCUGGUCCCACGAGGAAGCCCGAGGACAUCCUGACUGCAGAUCUUGACCUUGAUGACGUUGUCCGAGGAAAGUUUGAUCUUGAUACUGUGGGACACUAUUCUCGUCCAGAUGUCUUUCAGCUCAAAGCAAAUAUCUCGCCAUGAUUUAGGCAGGGGGGCCCAUACUCAAGAAAGAGGAGAGUGUAACGACAAUCUCUCAUUAUCAUUUCCACUGCCAAUAUCAUGUCUGUCAAGUUGAUGUAUACAAUGAACACCGUGUCCACUACUAACAGUUUCCACUGACAUUG